AAAGUGAAAAAGCGUGCCAAGUUAUUGGACUGAAAAGUAAUCAAGGAUAGGAAAGGUACGUCGAUCAAUCCAUUCCAAUUUUUGACCACAAAUGUCAAAAUCAGGGCUCCCAAGUUAUCCACAUACCAUAUGCUUUUAAACCUCUGCAAAAAAAGACCUGAGGAACAAUUUCUAGUUAUUUGUUUCUUUUGUUCGUAAAUUUUCCCCAGAAGGGAAAAAAUUAUGGAUGAUGAGCGUGUUCGAGUCCUCCUGGUAACCUUUCCGGCGCAGGGCCAUAUCAACCCCUCUCUCCAGUUCGCCAAGCGCCUUGCGAGAAUGGACGUUGACGUCACUCUUUUGACGGCCCUUUCCGCUAUCAACCGCAUUACAAAAGCCACCACCAGUAGUACUCCACGAGGCAUAACCUUUCUUGGCUUUUCCGAUGGCUACGAUGACGGCUUGAAAGCCGACACUGAUUUCGAAGUCUACAUGGCUGACCUAAGGAGACGUGGUUCGGAGACAGUAGCCAAACUCGUCACUUCUAGUGGUGAAAAUGGAAAACCCUUUGUGCAUGUGGUGUACACCAUCCUUCUUUCUUGGGUAAGCCAAGUUACACGUGCCCUUCACGUGCCCUCCACUUUCCUUUGGAUUGAACCAGCGGCCAUCUUGGAUAUUUAUUACUAUUCCUUCUAUGGUUAUGGAGAUGUCAUCAGGAACAAUGUCAAUGACCCCUCAUGGUCAGUAGAAUUACCCGGAUUGCCACGGCUCACUGGCCGUGACCUUCCCUCUUUUUUAUGUGCUCCAAACCUGUGUAAAUUUGAGCUUUCGCUGUUUAAAGAGCAUAUAGAUACUUUGGGUGAAGAAACAAAUCCGAAAGUACUUGUAAACUCUUUCGAUGCAUUGGAAUCUGAGGCACUACGAGCUAUUAAGAAGUUAAAUUUUGUCGCUAUUGGACCAUUAAUUCCGUCAGCUUUCUUAGACAGGAAGGAUCCAUCUGACAAUUCUUUUGGAGGAGACCUGCUUCAAAAAUCAAACGACCAUAUCGAAUGGUUGGAUUCAAAGCCAAGAGGAUCCGUUAUUUACGUGGCAUUUGGAAGCAUCUCUGAAUUAGCAAAGCAACAAACAGAGGAGGUCGCAUGUGGUCUGCUUGAUUGCGAAAGGCCAUUUUUGUGGGUGAUGAGAGGAAAGGGAAAUGAUGAAAAAGAAGAAGAUAAGGUACUGGGUUACAAAGAGGAAUUGGAGCGGCAAGGUAUGAUCGUGUCGUGGUGUUCUCAAGUGGAGGUUUUGUCACAUUCAUCCGUGGGUUGUUUUGUGAGUCACUGUGGGUGGAAUUCUUCGUUGGAGAGCUUAGUUUCUGGGAUUCCGGUGGUGGCUUUUCCACAAUGGGCAGACCAAGCGAUGAAUGCCAAACUUAUUGAAGAUGUUUGGAAGACGGGGGUUAGAUUGAUGAAAAAUGGAGAAGGAAUUGUUAAGGGUGGUGAGGUUAAGAGGUGCAUUGAAAUGGUGAUGGGAGGGGGAGACAGAGGGGAGGAAAUGAGAAACAAUGCUAAUAAGUGGAAGGAUUUGGCAAGAGAAGCUACCGCGGAAGGUGGAUCGUCGGACAAGAAUCUCAAUGCUUUCGUUGAUGAGGUUAGAGCUCAUUAGAGCUUGUUUUAGUCUAUUCGAACCUCAAUUUCCAGCCCAUAAAUAAGUACAUCAACUUAUUCUUGGUAGGAAUUGAACCACAACUUCACUGCAUGCACUUAAAUCCAUCUACAUAAUCGUUAACGGCCCCGAUUUCUUAUGUACUCUCUCCGUCCGGAUUUAAUAGUCAUUUUUUGGAGUUCGUGUCAUUUUUCAAUCAAUUAUAUCUUUCAAUUUAUAAUGUUUUACGUGAUUUCGAAAACAUUGUAUUAUAAAACUAAUUGAGAUCUAUCAAACAAGAUGCAUAUUUGAUAAGAAAUUCAUUACAGAUUUAAAGAUAUAACCCGUUUUUUAGCCGGUUAGAAUAGAACUAGGAAAAAUUAAAUCCGGACGGAGGUAAUAUAAUCUUGUUAGGACUGGUUGGUUUUGAUUGUCUUCUUUGACCACUGCCAUUAGCAAAGUUGUAUCUUCAGAAUCAGAAUCAUUGUGGCCCUAACAAUUUUAAAAAUAAGAAAAAGGAAAAAAACAGAAAAAGAAAAAGAGGAAGACGUACUAGAAGGUAAUAGUAGAAAGUGUCUAGUUGGACGAUUAGUUAGUUUUUUUUUCUUUUUCUGAUCAAUAAAAAGUGUGUCUAGUUAGAUAGUUAAGUUUUUUGCACUUAAUUAAUCUAAUCUUACGUCUCCCAGCAUUAAUUGAAAUGUGUGUAAGUUAGUUCAGAAACCUGAGUUAUCAGAAAUGGUUUACCAAUUCAUGAAGAUGCUUUUUUAGUCUUCCAAGGCAAUGUUUUGGCAUUUUGUCCCAUGUAAUGUAGCAAAUCGGAUCCACAAUAUUAAUAGCUCAAUAAAAAAGAAAUUCAACCAAAAGUUGAAAUAAACAGCUAAAAGGGCAAGCCACGUAUAACCUGAGGGUCUAUAGUGCUCUAAUAAAACAGUGGAAAACAUAAAACAACUCAAAUGGUCUAAAAAGUCCAGAUACAUCAAUAAAGCCCAACCCAAAGAAACCAAAAAUCUACCCUAAUAGAACCGAGACGCCACCGCCCACCGUUGCAAACAGGACUUUGGGCACACGCCCCAAAAAUUGAAUGAGUGCGCCUCCCUUUUAAAAGAGCGUGGCGAAACGCUCAAUUCAAAAUUGUCACUUGAAUUUAAAGGGAAAAAAAACAUAUUCAUUCAUCGAUAUCCAAUUUUUAUAAUUAAUUAUACACAUGACUAGAUGCUUUUGAUGUCCUUCGUGCGUCUACAAUUACUAUGCAUACGUAUGCACCUCCCUCACUUUGAAUUAGUAUUAACCUGCUUGAAAAUCCUCACUGGAGUGUGGACAAAAUACAGUAAUUUCAACACACUAUUAAGUGCAUGUGCACUGAAUUUGGCUAUAUUAAGAUUCCAUUGUCAUGAUUAAUCCAGGGAAUUUAAGGUGUUUGGGAGCUUAUAUUUUUUCUUUCCAUUUUCAUCCAUUUAGCUUUUUGAUUUUUUCAAUUUUGAUCAGAAUGUAGGGGAGCUUAAGUGGCAACAAAAAUUAGCGGUAAGUCCAAGCAUUUCCCCGAUUGAAACUUGGCAAACCUUUGCGAUCAGGUAGCAAGAGAUAAAUCUUUGCUGAAUCCAUUAGUCCCAAGGUGAACAGCCUAUCUUUGACCAGAUCGGGAGGGAAAUAAUCGAGAUGCGUGUAACCUAUCCGGACAACCCGUCGAACCAAAAACAAAAAACCAAGAAUCCAUGUCACGUGAGUAACUUAGAUGAACUAAUAAUAGAAAACCGAGCCAAAUAAUUGACUUAAAAGUAAUAAGGAUAAGAAUGGCUAAACGUAAUGAAACUUUCCACCACAAAUGUCCUAGUCAGAGCUCCCCUAUACCAUAUGCUUGUAAACCUCUGGAAAAGCCAAUACUAAGUACAAAACACUUUCCUUUUCUUUGAGUAUUCCCCCAAAUCCACCCAAGAACAAGAUGAAAAAAUCCCAAAGUAAGAGCUGAUUCGGAGUGAAUUUUUGUUGUAUUCCUAGCUCUAAGCACUGAUUAAGGGAUACUUCCACCCUCUAUUUGUUCUUUUGUUAAUAAAAUUAUGGAUGAGAGUGUUCAAAUCCUCCUAGUAAUCUUUCCGGCUCAAGGGCACAUCAACCCCUCGCUCCAAUUCGCCAAACGCCUCGUGAAAAUGGGUGUCCGCGUCACUCUCUUAACGGCCUUUUCUGCCGUCAACCGCAUAACCAAAAGCGCCGACGCUGCGCCACGAGGCGUAACCUUUCUCGGCUUCUCUGAUGGGUACGACGACGGCUUCAUAGCUGGCAUGGAUUUCGAUGUCUACAUGCCUGACCUAAGGAGACGUGGUUCGGAAGCAGUGGCAACAGCCAUCACUUCUAGUGCUGACAAUGGAAAGCCCAUUGGGCAUGUGGUCUACACCACCCUUCUCCCUUGGGUAAGCCAGGUCACGCGUGACCUUCACGUGCCAUCCACUCUCCUUUGGAUUCAACCAGCCACCAUCUUGGAUAUUUUCUACUAUUCCUUCUAUGGUAAUGGAGAUUUACUCGAUGAGAACAAAAUAUCUGACCCUUCAUGGUCAAUUGAAUUGCCAGGAUUGCCACGGCUUACUGGCCGUGACCUUCCCUCUUUUCUACUAGCUCCAAAUGCGUUUAAAUUUGCACUGCCUUUGUUUAAAGAGCACAUAGAUACUCUAGAUGAAGAAACAAAUCCGAAAAUACUCGUAAAUUCUUUCGAUGCAUUGGAAUCGGAGGCUCUACAGGCUAUUAAGAAGUUAAAUUUUGUUGCCAUUGGACCACUAAUUCCAUCAGCUUUCUUGGGCGGAAAGGAUCCAUCUGACAAUUCCUUUGGAGGAGAUCUCCUUCCAAAAUCAAAUGACUAUAUUGAAUGGUUGGAUUCAAAACCGAGAGGAUCUGUUAUUUACGUGGCAUUUGGAAGCAUCUCUACUUUAGCGAAGCAGCAAACUGAGGAGGUCGCACGCGGUCUGCUUGAUUGCGGAAGGCCGUUUUUGUGGGUGAUGAGAGGAAAGGGGAAUGGUGAAAAA
This is a messenger RNA of Rhododendron vialii, 4613 nucleotides long. Its product is annotated as crocetin glucosyltransferase, chloroplastic-like. Lineage: Eukaryota; Viridiplantae; Streptophyta; Magnoliopsida; Ericales; Ericaceae. The record is from RefSeq and is a predicted model, not a curated record. The coding region runs from base 223 to 1623 and encodes 466 amino acids. Gene Ontology annotation, molecular function: UDP-glycosyltransferase activity. The transcript has a single exon.